This is a messenger RNA of Ceraceosorus bombacis, 3345 nucleotides long. The record is from the annotation of a GenBank genome assembly. NCBI's taxonomy places the organism in Eukaryota, Fungi, Basidiomycota, Exobasidiomycetes, Ceraceosorales, Ceraceosoraceae.
AUGAAGGCGUCCUUCCUCAUCCUAGCUCUCGCGCUCUUCGGCGCCAGUGUACCCACCUCUGCUAAGCAUGAUUUUGAGCGUCGAGCAGCGCACCACUCCAAACAUCAUGUCGAAGCUCGCUCUCAGCAUGCAUGGCUCGGCUCGGCAGAGAUCAGCCAAGGCUCUCUUCAAGAGGCUAAAUUGGACACUUUCCGCGGUGACGAGUCCGUUCUGAAAGGCUGGAAUGGAGCCAAGAUGAAGGAAGAAUCUGCCAACGCUGAAAUUAAUGCUGAGGCAAAAGCAAGCAGCAAGAAGAACAACGCAGCCCACGCUUCUGCUACUGCCGACGCUCAGACUGAAGGCUCGGCUAGCGCUGGCAUUGCAGGUGACCAACAAGACCACAAAGGAAAGGCGGGUCUCAUUCAGAACGUUGGCCGCAACCGCAGGUGGAAAACUGCCAUUGCAAAGGCAAAGGAUGCUGUGGGCAAGCUUACUCUCGAGGAGCGAGUUGCUCUCAUGACUGGUGAGCGCUGCAUUGUGCCGGGAGGACGCUUCGUUCGAAUGUGCUUUGUAGCACCUCGCUAGGCCUCAGCUCACUCAUACCUCGUCCGUUUGCAUGCUGUGGAAAGGUGUCGGUUGGGAGCGUGGUCCGCUACCCAGAUGUGUGGGAAACAUUGCCCCCCAGAAGAAGAUCGGCUUCGAGGGCCUUUGUCUUCAAGACUCGCCCGUCGGUGUGCGUUUCGCAGGUAAGUCGCCCUUUCUAAAGCUGGAAAAGUUCCGCAAUCUCAGUCACGAGGCAAAGCCGUCGGGAAGUGCGAUUUAGGUGGCAAGGUCGACCUGCGAUCCAUGCUGACAUCUUUUGGUGGUGCGGGUCUCUCAGACCUGGUCACUCCUUUCCCGACCGGCAUCACCACAGCUGCCACUUUCAGCAAGGAGUUGGCCUACAAACGUGGUGUGGCUCAAGGGCAGCAAGCUCGGGCCAAAGGUGUCUCCAUCCUCCUGGGCCCUGGCUUGAACUUUGGACGCGCGCCUGCUGCGGGAAGGAAUUGGGAGUACGGCGGAGAGGACCCCUACGUGAUCGGUGUGGCAGGCGCACAGAACAUCAAGGGCAUACAGUCCCAGCAUGUUCAAGCGUGUGCCAAGCACUUCGUACUAAAUGACCAGGAAACGCUCCGCAACACCUACUCGAGCAAUGUAGACGAGCGCUCGUAAGUUCAAACGCGGGAGUGCUCUCGUGUGGGAGAGGCGUGUGGCUCAUUUCCCCAUUCCCUCAGUCUCUACGAGCUGUACCUUCACCCCUUCAAGGAUGCUGUUGAGGCAGACACCGCCACAGUCAUGGCGUCUUAUAACAGGUGUGUACCAAGUGCUCUGGUCUUUUGAAACCGAGCGGGGAAAAGACUGAGCAGCUGAAGUGCGGUCCCCUUUCGCUACGAACGACAGAAUCAACGAGACUUGGGCGACAGAGAAUCCGGAGCUCCUUGGCAAUAUCCUGAAGUACAGGCUGGGCCACAAUGGAGCUACCAUCAGCGAUUGGGGAGCACAGCACAACAACGUAGAGUCGGCAAACGGCUAUCUGGACAUGGCUCAACCGGGACAGACAGCAUGCUGCGACAAGAGCAUCGGCACCUACUUCUGGAACGAGAAUCUGGUCGCUGCUGUGAACAAUGGCUCUGUUCCUGCCGUCCGAGUGGCCGACGCAGCGGAGCGUGUGCUGGCGGGCUACUACCUGCUGGACCAGGACCAGCCUCAUCCCAAACCCAACUUCGAUUCGUUCGACCCACUCGACCCGAGCAAUCAACACGUCAAUGUGAUCAAACCGGAACACGUUCAAGUUGCACGCGAAGUUGCAGCUGCUGGUACCGUUCUGCUCCAGAACAAGAAGAAGACACUUCCUUUGGAUGUCAAGAAGCUGAGGAAGCUCGCGGUGAUCGGACCUCAAGCGGGCCCGGCCAUCAAUGGUGCCAACGCUUUUGGCGACCGUGGUGGAGUCGACGGCUACCUCGGCAUGGGUUGGGGCUCAGGUGAGUCUCUCGCGCCCUUGCUAUCAAAGUUGGCAUACAAGGUCUGACUCCGUUCAUUUCUCGCGUGCCCGUAGGUACUGCGGAGUACCCCUUCCUAGUCGAUCCCCUCAACGAGCUCAAUCAGCUCGCACGCAAGACGCCCUUCGGACUGUACUGGAGUCUCAACGCCACGGACUACGACCGCAUCCCCAAGGUGGCAGAUGAAAGACUGGGCGUCGACGCUGCCUUGGUUUUUGUCUACGCCGACAGCGGUGAAGGCUACAUCUCUCUCGAGAAUGGCGUCACUGGUGACCGUUCCAACUUGACGUUCUGGAACACCGGCCCAGAGCUCAUCAAGCGCACUGCCGCUGUCAACAGGUAUGUAGAAUCAGGAAUCGCUUUGAGAGUGAGAUCGAUAAGUGACGAGCUCGUCGCGCUGCCAACAGCAACACGAUUGUGAUUGUCCAGUCGCCAGACGCCAACGACUACGAAGAUGUCAUCUCGAACCCCAACGUGACCGCGAUCAUUUGGUCUGGCAUGGGCGGAGAAGAGGGUGGCAGCGCCCUUGUUGACGUGCUCACUGGCAAGACCAACCCAUCCGGACGUCUUCCAUUCACGAUUGCAAAGAAGAGAUCCGAUUACUCAGCCGACGUCAACUAUUUCCCAGGUCUCUCCGACACGCCUGCAUCUUUCGACCAGGCUCAACUACCCUACACUGAGAAGCUUGAGGUGAGCGAUCGAUACCAGUAAACGCUCCUGGCACCCUUUGCUCAACGUUGCCGCUCAAUUCCAAUCACGCUCUUAACAGGUCGGUUACCGCCACUUUGACGCCAAAAAUAUCGAGCCCAGAUUCGCGUUUGGGCACGGUCUGAGCUACACCUCCUUCAAGUACUCUGGCGGUCGUGGCAAAUGGCUCGACCAAAAGGAAUGGAACUCCCGCGCUUGGUCGUGGCCUACUCCGAAGUGGAUCAAUGAGCCCGUGAGAAUCGCAGACCCUGUUUGCUCAUGCGUUGACAGGUGUCCCAUUUGCUGAAUCGACGUCUCAUUUAUUGUGCAUGUCUAGGUGUAUGAGGUGUCCUUUACCGUGCAGAACAGCGGAGGACGUGACGGCCACGAAGUGCCUCAAGUUUACCUGUCCUUCCCAGCAGCCGCAGGCGAGCCGCCGAAGGUCCUUCGUCUCUUUGACCGGGUACCUAUUCCAGCUGGUCAAUCCAAGCACAUCACCUGGCAACUGACGAGGUACGACCUGUCCAUCUGGUCGACCGAGAAGCAACGCUGGAUACACCCGGCCGGCGACUACAAGCUUCAAAUUGGAGCUUCUUCGCGCGAUAUCAGAUUGAACGUCGACUUCAAGAGCGCAGCUUGA